GUAAGGAAUAAGAGCAUGGUACUAUUGAUUGUCACCUAAGUUUGCACAAUUUUUAUAUGGUUGCCACCACACACCAGUGCCAAGCCCCACACAUCUAUCAAUUACAACCAUCCUCGACCAUACAAAACCUUUCAUCUUCCAUCAUCAUUUCUUAAUAUUCUUCUUACACUAAUUAUCAUUAUUAUUUAUAUAUAUAUAUAUAUUAAAAUUAUUAAGAUAAGGAGACUCAACUUAGACGUGCUCACUUCUUAUGAGUUUCCUAGGCAUUUCAUUGCACCUGAAGCCAUACAAUCACUCAUUUCCUCCGACCGACACGUUACCCUUUUGCUUAUAAGCAACCUUAGUCUCGUCCUCGUCAACUUCAAUUCAGACUGCUUUCUCUUUUCGACGACCGUGUUUCAAGGGCUAGAAAAAUACCCGAAGAAGAAGAAGAAAAAUCAAACACACUUAUUCCUUGAUCCUCAUCUUCAUUCGGGUUACUCGCAAUCCAUUCGUUGUUUCGGGUUUUGAGAGGGUUUGAGGAGAUGGGAUUGAGUACUAAGCAGGUCAACAGUGACGGGCUGGAUUGGAGUCAGACCAGCUUGCUGCAAGCUCAGACGUUUCAGCUGCCAAAACCACCAAACGCCGUGAGGAGGCAGCAUCAACAAAAUCAGCAGCAGCAAGCUGAGCCAUUGAAGUGUCCGAGAUGUGAAUCAACGAACACAAAGUUUUGUUACUACAACAACUACAACAAGUCACAGCCAAGGCACUUCUGCAGAGCUUGCAAGAGGCACUGGACAAAAGGCGGGACUCUUCGAAACGUCCCGGUUGGUGGCAUCCGUAAAAACAAGCGCCUCAAAAAGUCCUCAAACACUUCUCCCUCAGAAGCAGCUGCCACAACCGUUGCAAACACUGCGGCGAUUGAUGAUCACCAUAAGCGGGAAACUGCUGCGCAAGCUCUCUAUCACGCACUUAUCGGUCCCCAAUCUUCGCUUCCGCAACAGAAUUUGGACAACACAAUCAUAUUUUCGUCAGCAGGUUUAAGUAGUACUACUACUUUGCCUUUUCUUCAUCGAAGUAGAAAUCUAAUAACCUUUGAUCCCUUCUCAAGCUCAAUUAGUACUACUACUUCAAGUUCCUUUGACACAAACCUCUCUUCAAUCUCAACAUCUUUGCAAUCCUCAAACGUUUAUAACUACGCUGCCGCUGAAGAUCAGUUCAAAGCCACCGUAGAGGAGCCAACCAUCACAAGCAUCAUGCCAAAUAUUCUUCCCCAGCAGCCUAACUGGAAAACCCCCUCCCCAAGCAACGCCGUGGAUGUGUACUCGAACGACUGGAAUUGGGAAGACAUCGAAACCCUCGUUUCUACUGAUCUCAACCUGCUUCAUUGGGAUGAUUCUUCUGAUCACAUACAACUGUAAAAUAAUGAAUUAGCCAUCUUCAUUAGCGGUAUGUUAAUUUUGAAUUGCGUGUGUGUGAGACAUUUACGACUCAGAAACAGUAUCCCCGUUCUCUAAUGUGUCACUGUCAAGUUUGUCACAGUUUUUCUACUUGUGCCGAUCUUCAGGUAAUAUAAUUUCUCGUAGUUUGCUCUCUCAACUUGUAAUUUCCAAACAGAGAUGUAGACAGUUUGAAGCUGUCUUUGUCCUUCGGUUUCAGCUUCGAGAUAUUUAAUUUUUGAAAUAUAUAUAUUUAUUAAUUUGUAAGUUUGUCA
Messenger RNA from Pyrus x bretschneideri (Chinese white pear), 1693 nucleotides. Its product is annotated as dof zinc finger protein DOF1.4. The record is from RefSeq and is a predicted model, not a curated record. The transcript has a single exon. The coding region runs from base 525 to 1400 and encodes 291 amino acids. Gene Ontology annotation, molecular function: DNA-binding transcription factor activity; DNA binding. Lineage: Eukaryota; Viridiplantae; Streptophyta; Magnoliopsida; Rosales; Rosaceae. Gene Ontology annotation, biological process: regulation of DNA-templated transcription.